AUGGAGAGAAAAAAAAAAGAAAAACAGGCAUAUAACUGUGUUUUUAAACAGUAUAAUGACUCUAAGAAUAAUAUUGUUAUACCUUUAAAUGAUGAUGAAUAUGAGGUUAGCGAUUCACGUGCUACUUCUGAUCACAAAUAUUUAACCACUAAUAAAAAAUGUUCAUGCACAUACCAAAAUCGUAUGCAAUUACCGUGCAGACAUAUUUUUUCUGUAAGAAUCCAUAAAUGUCAUAAUUUAUUUGAUGAGACACUUUGUGGAGAAAGAUGGUCUCAAAAAUAUUACAUCAAGUAUCAUAGGAUGUUUCAUAAAGAUAUUGAAGAACGUUGCUAUCCGAAUUUUGAAAAUGAAUGUGAGAAUGUUUUAUCGCCUGUGUUAUCUUCAUUACAACGCAAUAAACCCAUGACACAACAUGAAAAAUUUAAGCAAGCUGCAAUUCUUACAACAGUGUUAGCACAGUUAGUAUCUGAAGAAUGUAAUGAAGAAUUUGAGUUUAGAUUAAAUUUAUUACGAAAUUUGUCUAAAUUUUGGAAGUUAGGCAAAAAAGUUACUCUACAUGAGGUCAUAGGUAUGGGAUGCAAGACUGGUAACUUGACAGAAAACGCCGAGUUAGAUAUUGUUGAGAUUGAGCGUGACUAUUGUAAUAAAUCCAGUGAGGAUCAUAAUUUUCCGAUAAAUAGAUAUACAAAUGUAGAAAAUUGUUUUGUAUUUGAAAAUAUUGAUAUAAAUGUUGCAGAAGAAGAUUUGGAAUGUGAGAUAAUCACAGACAUAAGCGCAAGUCAUUUGAAGAAUGUUGAAAUAUUUAAAGAAGACGUUGAAGAAGCGAGAGAGAAUCCAUCAUUAGCUUUUCAACAGAAACUCAAUACAGAUUCUCAUUUUCGAGAUAUUACCAUGCCUUUACCAAUUAAACGCGGAAAAGGACGUCCAAAAGGUCAUCUACUAACUGUAAUUGGUUUAACAAAAAAAAAGAAAAGUUAA
Psylliodes chrysocephalus is the source of this 978-nucleotide messenger RNA. Lineage: Eukaryota; Metazoa; Arthropoda; Insecta; Coleoptera; Chrysomelidae. The record is from the annotation of a GenBank genome assembly.